Molecule: messenger RNA, 1143 nt
Organism: Carassius carassius (crucian carp)
Lineage: Eukaryota; Metazoa; Chordata; Actinopteri; Cypriniformes; Cyprinidae
Gene: igflr1
Product: IGF-like family receptor 1
Exons: 6
Coding region: 262-1143 (293 amino acids)
Source: RefSeq, a predicted model, not a curated record
AAUAAAGUGAUGCCUAUAAUAAAGUGAUGUUAGACAUCGAAAAAACUGAUCGAAACUGUUUUAUUCCUUAAGUGAACGUUGUCUGUAACCAAACGUAGUCGCCUACUAGUAAGAAAAAAAUGCACGUUUACACUUCAUUGUUCUGUUCUGAGGACAGGUUACGAAUUUUCUGAAAACUGCGGGUGGUCCGACGAGCAACAGCAGAUUAAGACACCCUACAGAGCAUGCAGAAACGGGACAUUUAACGAUGGAUCUCGAGUCAUGUGCCUAGAGUGUAGCUCUUGCCCUCCGCCACAGUUUACUGCGUCUGAGUGCAAAAACACCUUGGAUGCCAUCUGCUGUAAACAAGGAGAGCAGUUUUCUGACGGAAGAUGUAACGUCAUCCCUCAACCGUCGCAGACCACAAGGAUGACAGUAAUAACGACUGCGAGAUCGAAUGUCCUCAUAACAAGCUCUGUUGCCAGCUCAAGCCCAACGCCAAGCCCUCAAAACUUUCCAGACCCCUCCCCAAGCACCCAAAACUAUAUUCCAAGCCCACAAAGCUUAAUGCCGAACCCCUCUCCAAGUUCAAUUGAAGGGUCUCGUUCACAUUUCAUAGGGAUCUAUGCAUGUUUUGGGAUUUUUUCAUCUUUUAUGCUGGUUUGUCUCUUUCUGUUCAUCAGGAGGAGGACUAAAUCUUUCAACAAAGAGUUAAAAAAAUGUUGUGAUGGAGCAAGUCAUGAAAGCCUGUCCAAAAGGGGCAUUACCAGAUAUGAGCAGGCCAUCUCAUACAACAUAAUCAACGAGGGUCAUAACGAGCACGCAACUGGAUUGUCGCACCUAUUAGCACCUGAGGUCCAUGGUGCACCUCUAAAAACGGUGCUGAACAACUUGGAUGUUCUUGAGGAGCUUGUGUUGGUGUUAGACCCUGACAUUUCUGGGGCCAAAAACACUCGCCACCUUGCUGCCCAGUGCUCCUUUUCCUUUGCCUGGAUAAAUUAUGCAUAUUCCAUGAAGGACCACAAAAGCCCCCUUGUUGCCAUUUUGGAGGGUGUCGUCACCAAGAACCCAGACUGGACUGUCGGCCACCUCGCAGAGUUGCUAACUGCUAUCGGUCGUAACGAUGCAGUGGAGAUUUUGGCGAAGCUUCCUGCAGGUGUAUAA